Messenger RNA from Rattus rattus (black rat), 813 nucleotides. RefSeq names its product 30S ribosomal protein S2-like. Gene Ontology annotation, cellular component: ribosome; small ribosomal subunit. Gene Ontology annotation, biological process: translation. The transcript has a single exon. NCBI's taxonomy places the organism in Eukaryota, Metazoa, Chordata, Mammalia, Rodentia, Muridae. The record is from RefSeq and is a predicted model, not a curated record. Gene Ontology annotation, molecular function: structural constituent of ribosome. Bases 1 to 813 code for a protein of 270 amino acids.
AUGGCUCCAGAACAACAGGAAGAAAAUCAACUAGUUGAAAUUGAAACCCUAGAAACGGUUGAAUUCAAUGUGGGGCUCUAUUCCAAGUUCUGGAACCCCAAAAUGAGACCCUACAUAAGUGCCAAAGCCAACGGAAAAUACCUGUUCGACACCGAGAUCUCCAGAAUUCUUUUAGGUAGAGCAUAUCAGUACAUACUUGACCUUGCUGGAGCCAAUGCCGAUAUUCUUCUAGUUGGAGUUAAAAACAAAAACACUGCUCCCAUAAUAGCCGACGCAGCCAAAAGAGUAAAAACCUUCCACCUGACCCAAAGAUGGCUUGGAGGUCUAUUGACCAAUUUCAAAACCAUAAGCCUAAACAUCAAGAAGCUAAAUUACCUGGAGACCCUGCUAGAGGAUCCGGAAAUGCAAUCCGUAUACACCAAGAAGGAACUAAUCAAAAUACAGAAACAAAAGGACAAACUGGAGAAAUUCUACGGAGGAAUCAAAAAUCUAAAUAAACUACCGGAACUAAUCAUCCUCUUCAACCCCCAAGAGGACGUAACUUGCCUUAAAGAAGCCAAAAAAAUGGGAAUACCCGUUGUUGCACUAACCAACACCAAUGCAGACCCAGACCUAAUAGAGUUCCCAAUACCCGGAAACAACACCUCCAUGAAAUCCGUUUACUUUGUCGCAAACUUCCUAUGCGACGCAAUAGCACAGGCUCAAGAGAUUCCAACCCUAAUGGCCUACAAGAAGUGCUCCGAAAUAGAAAUCCCAGAAGAAUACUCCUACAAACCAAAAACCCACGAAAGGGGUCACAUCUCCUUCAUCUAG